Molecule: messenger RNA, 1540 nt
Organism: Thermothelomyces thermophilus ATCC 42464
Lineage: Eukaryota; Fungi; Ascomycota; Sordariomycetes; Sordariales; Chaetomiaceae
Exons: 7
Coding region: 60-1430 (456 amino acids)
Biological process (GO): transmembrane transport
Molecular function (GO): transmembrane transporter activity
Source: RefSeq, a predicted model, not a curated record
UGGCUGGUUAGUACACCCUAGAUACCACAUGGAGCGGCACUCCGUGCUUGUACAUGGACAUGUACAUGCACACGCAGAUGACGACCACACACGCCCGCCUUCCUGCUGUGCCUGUGCUGAUCAUGAUGGACAGGGUUGUCGUCCUCUCCGUCCUCUUAGUCAACGCUCAUACCUGGGGGCUCAACUCGUCAUAUGCUGUCUUUCUCGCUUAUUAUCUGCGGUCGGGCUCCAUUGAGGGUGCCUCCGCUCUUGGGUUUGCCUUUGUAGGCGGGCUGUCCAUAUCCAUCGCUUUGCUGGUGUCACCCAUAGUGACUUGGUGCAUUGGCCGGAUCGGAACAGCCUCCACUCUCCGAAUAGGUGUCGUGUUUGAGGCUGCGUCUUUUAUUGGAGCUUCAUUUUCCACCCACCUAUGGCACCUUGUCCUGAGCCAGGGCGUGUGCUUCGGUUUAGGGCUGGGUUUCAGCUUCACCGCCACGGUUGGCGUCGUCCCGCAGUGGUUCACUAAACGGCGUUCGUUUGCCAACUCGGUAGCCACCAGCGGCUCCGGCUUUGGCGGGCUCACGUACGCGCUGGCCACCAACGCCAUGAUCUCCAACCUCGGCCUGGCCUGGGCAUUCAGGAUCCUGGCCAUCUUGGCCUUUGUUGUGAACGGAGCCUGCAGCUUGACCCUGCGUGACCGGAACAAGGCGGUCGGUGCCAUUCACACGCCCUUUGACAGGGCCCUCUUCAAACGCUUCGAGUUCUGUCUGUUUAUCAGCUGGGGUCUCUUCAGUCUCCUGGGAUACGUCAUCGUUGUUUUCUCCAUUACGGAUUACGCCCAGUCAGUGGGCUUUACGGCGAGCCAAGGUUCACUCGCAGCUGCGUUAUUUAACCUGUCCCAAGGUGUCGGGAGACCCCUUAUAGGCUUGGCUAGUGACCGGCUCGGUAGAAUCAAUGUCGCUGGCAUUGGUACUCUGAUCGCCGGUCUAGCCGCCUUCUUCCUGUGGAUCUUUGCUGGGAGUCACUUCGCCGGUCUCAUCAUCUACGUGCUCUCUGGCGCCUUUGCCGGCAUCAUCUGGCCCUGUGUUGCCCCCGUCGGGGCCGAAGUGGUUGGCCUGCAAUUGUUACCCUCCGCUUUGUCCAUCUACUGGCUUGUUUUGGUUCUGCCCGCAACCUUUGCCGAAGUGAUUGGCUUGAGUCUCAAGACCUCCGGCAUGGAUGCAUAUCUGAAUGUCCAGGUUUUUACCGGAUCCAUGUAUACCGCUUCCUUUAUCUCCUUAUGGCUCCUGAGAAGCUGGAAACUGCAGCAGUUGGCGCUGUUAGGGCUGGAUAAUGACCAAAAGGGCGAGGCAAAACAAGUCACCAGAACGGCUGGGGGAAGGCUGGACUCGCCGCAAACAUCUGGAGUACAGGCCUAUUUGCGCGGGAUGGUUGUGGUUAAACGGGUGUAAGACCGAUGCGGGUUCAUACGCCCGAUCCUGGCCAUUUGCAAUAUUGUAUGUAUUGAGCCUUGGAUGCCAGGAGUUGCCAUCUCAUGGCGACCCGGAGAGAAGUGGAAAAC